UACCAGAUAGAAAUAAUCACUGGCUGUUAGAGGCACAAGCAAAAUAUGGGAUGUGCAAUGUGUGUGUGAGAGCUGGCAGAAAAUGAAGCAAUUACAUCCUAUACAUUGGGGAAGACUUAUAAGGGGCAGAGUUUUUAAGCAAGUUCCUUGGCUCAUCUUGAUCUCACCCUGGGAGGUAACAGUUUCUGUAGUCUGUUUCCCCCAUCCACCAUAUGCUACUACAGCUUACUUAUCCCAUGCUUCCAGCAGCAGAGCUGCUGUAACUCUUUUUCCAUCUGUUCCAGGAUGCUGUUCUCUCCCUGUAUGUUGGCGUGCUCACGGACUUGCUCCCGCAUCCUGGGGCUGAGCCUUGGGACUUCAGCCCUGUUUGCGACUAUGGCCAACAUGGCACUACUCUUUCCUAAUUGGGAUGUGACUUUCCUGUGGAGGGGCCUCAUUGGCAGACCUGCCCUGCUGGGCGCUGGGCUCUGGGGAGGAGGCCUCAUGGUGUUCACUGCAGCUACCCUCAUCUCCUUGAUGGGCUGGAGGUACGGCUGCUUCAGUAAGAGUGGGCCCUGUCGAAGUGUGCUUACUGCUCUGUUGUCAAGUGGCCUGGCUUUGCUUGGAGCCUUGAUUUGCUUUAUCACUUCUGGAGUAGCUCUGAAAGAUGGUCCUUUUUGCAUGUUCGAUGUCUCAUUCUUCAAUCAGACGCAAGCUUGGACAUAUGGCUACCCAUUCAAAGACCUGCAUAAUAGGAAUUAUUUGUAUGACCGUUCACUCUGGAACUCCGUCUGCCUGGAACCCUCUGAAGCUGUCGUUUGGCAUGUGUCCUUCUUCUCCAUCCUUCUGUGCAUCAGCCUUCUCCAGCUUCUCCUCGUGGUCAUUCAUUUCAUCAACAGCUUCCUGGGCCUUUUCUGCAGCCUCUGUGAGAAGUGA
Propithecus coquereli (Coquerel's sifaka) is the source of this 915-nucleotide messenger RNA. RefSeq names its product transmembrane 4 L six family member 19 (gene TM4SF19). The coding region runs from base 286 to 915 and encodes 209 amino acids. The transcript has 4 exons. Lineage: Eukaryota; Metazoa; Chordata; Mammalia; Primates; Indriidae. Gene Ontology annotation, cellular component: membrane. The record is from RefSeq and is a predicted model, not a curated record.